AGCAUGAGCUUGCUCUGCUGAACCCAUCGCCCUCAUCGCCCUCAUCGCGCCUGCCAGCACAUCACCGCACCGUUUCAUCCACGCAGCCUACCCUCGUCACCCGUGUGCUACUUUUUCUGAACCGGACGGCCUAUUACUACAGCCCGCGCCCGACCGCUGUCCAGAGUUUCUACGUGCUCCGGCCAACCUCGAACGACUCACACCGUCCUUCGGCGCAUACCAUCGGCCCGCGUGCUCGUCAUACACUAUCUUGGCCCGCGCCGAGAGUCUCGUAGUGAAGGAACAUGAGGAGGUGGACAUUAGAGAGAUGACGGCAACCUGCACAGCGCCCAAUGGCGCUUACACAGUACUUGACAGCAGGCAGCGCGAGAUCCCCUCACUUCAGCCGACAAGACCUCCCCCACGACCGCGACGGAAACGACGGAUAGACGCUCUGCUAUACGCGCUUCCUACCUUCGUUGUCUUUAUCGCCCUCGCCGUUCUCCCUACUGCGAAUGCCGUCUUCAUAAACUUCGAGAACUGCCUAGACCGCACCUAUCGAUUUGCGGAUGAUCCGCCGCGGCUCCAGUUCACCCCCAUGCACGUCUGGGCCUCGUUCAACACCACGUACCCGAGCCAUAAUCUUAACGUUACAAUCUACGGGAAUGUCUCCGGACAAUCAACGCCCGGCCCGUAUCUCCCACCAGACGACCCUGACUGGACAGAUCCGAACAAGACGUUUGGCAAAAUCGUGGACGUCAGCCAGAGCAACAACAAGUUCACCACCCUCUUCUCCAGCUUCAAGGUUCUCACAUACUCUGCAUACUCUUCGCCGGCCACCGAGUUCUGCCUCAGCACCGUCAACGCUUCCUGUCCAAUCGGUCCGGCGUUUAAUGGCAGCGGUCAAUUUCCUAACGCCAAUGCUAGUGAUCCGUACACAUUGCCCGCAUUCACCGUCGGACAUGACUUCUACAGCAGCUACUCAUUUGCAACCUGGGCCUCCACGGUGCGCAUUGUGUCGGGCGACGCGAGUGCUAUUACUUUGGCAUGUGUAUCUGCGAACAUCACACCAGACCUUGGGAACAAGCUUGCCGACGCCUUGUGUUACCUCCCUGCUGCUGUACUAGCCCUGGUGGGGAUCGCGACCGUCUUCGCCGCAACCUCGAGCCCUUGGGGCACCACGAACAUCUUCCGCUGGACAAGCAACUAUGGCAGGGACGAAGAUCUGCUCCGGCUGGUCACUCCAGGCUUCGGUGACUGCCUGCAAUACAUCCAGUUCAUCGUAUUGGCCGGCAGUCUAGGCUUAGCCUAUCCCGGAUAUUUCCAGCCCGUCGUCAGCCAGGCCAGCUGGUCGGUUCUCAUGUUCAAUGAGAGCCUAGUGAGCCAGGGUAAUGGCUCGCAGAGCCUGGUGGACGGCAUCUACUUUUCCAAUGCGACAUACGGCAUUUCUCGCCUUGGCCAAUACGUGGGCAUGUCUGAGGAGAAGGAUAUUUGGGCCGGCAUGGCUGUCUGGCUAUUGGUGCUCAUUGGAGUCGUCAUCGUGGUUGUCCAGCUGGGCUUCUUCGGUCGCUGGCUCUUCCGUCUAAUCACCGGCACUCGGGAUACCGAUCUGCGCGAGAUGAACUGGCCGUUCACGGCUGGCAAUGUCGUGCGCAUUGUCUUCAACUUUUUCCUGUUGCCUAUUGUAUCCCUUUCUCUAUACCAAAUGGUGGUCGCACCACGCUCGCCCGCGUCCGUCGUAGCCACGGCAGUCAUCCUCCUCCUACUUGUGGCCGGCGUGGCGGUCUGGAUCUUCUGGUUCAUUUUCACGACCCGACCGCGCGCCCACCUGUUCGAUGAUCUGCCGACAGUCCUGACCUACGGACCGCUCUACAACACUUAUUCCGACGAUGCGGCGCCGUUUGCCUUCAUUCCCGUCUUAUUGACGUGCAUACGCGGCAUCGCCAUUGGCGCGAUCCAACCCUCCGGUAUCGCACAAAUCAUCGUACUCGCCAUUUGCGAAGUAAUCUUAAUCCUUACGCUGCAUGCCUUCCGGCCGUUCCAGUCUAAUACGUCGAUGAACGCAUACCACACUUUCUUCUCGGCUGUGCGCCUCGUCUGUACGUUGCUCUUGAUAGCUUUCGUUCCCACCCUCGGUGUCUCGGAGUCCUCGAAGGGAUGGAUUGGCUAUGCGAUCCUCUUGCUUCACGCCAUUGUCUUGGUGUUCGGUUUCUUUCUCAACUCGCUUCAGACAAUCAUCGAGGUCGCUGCAAGGCUUGCCGGUGCAGGAGCGGACCAAAGAGGAGGCUUGACGAAGGUCUUGGGUGUACGCCAACUAAGCAAGCGCACUCAUCGGCAUCAGCGCAGUAGCCUCAACUCGGAUGCGGCGAUGCUGGGACCUGAGGCUGACAAAGGCGGACGAACUCGAAGUUUGUCAGGGAGCUCAGCGGUUCUUUUGAACCAACCCUUUGGCGGCAGUCACCGUGCCAGCCUUGGGUUUGAUCAAUUCAGCCAAGGCGGAGACCUUAGCCACGGAGGGACGAGCCCGGGGACACCAGGGACGAAUGCAACUCCAUUCAACUUCCUGGGAGGAUCUGCACAGAGCUCUCGACGGCCCACAAUGGGUACUACUUUGGAGACUCCCGACCCAUACUAUCGUCCUCCUAGACCACGUAAGCAGACGAUGGAUUCCUUAACAAAUAGCGCUCCCGGAGUAUCAAACAGAACCUCCAGUGGAAGCGCAGAGCUUGCUAAUACACCUUAUGCCGAUCUCCCGGAGCACGUUGGAGCUGGCGAUACUGGCGAUGCAGGUGAAGGUCCAUCUUCCUGGUCACCGAAUCGGUCAAUCACACCAGCCUUUCUGCGUAUGCACCGUGAUGACUCCGAUCCCAAUCUCGAGCAUCGCAGCAAGACAGAUUACUCUGUGCGCGAAUCCGACUUCUACUAUGGUCUUCGUGGACCCGCCCUCUCAGCCCAGCCUACCAGAAAGCUAAAGACGGGGCCCGCAGAUCCGAUGGGGCCGGUGUCAUCUGCCACUGGUUGGUUUAAAAGCUUAGGGCUGUUUGGUGGAAAGAAGAAAGAGAAGACCAAGGGAUUUGAGGUUGUGCGGAGCACGCGCAUGCCGCCGCAGAUGAUGACCUUGGAAGAGGAUGACGAGUCACCACAUAUGCCACACGAGCCGUACCGUGAUAGCCCCGAUACACCAACUGGUGCCAAGAGGUCCCUACAACAGGACGAUCCCGAGGCCGGCCUUGGAGCUGGAGCCGGAGCUGGUGCUAUGAGAAGGUCAAACGAUAGUGAGUCGGACAAGAGCACCGACGAACCUUUUGACCAUUACAUACCUAUGCAAAACAGAGUGUCUGACUCUGCGCCCACUCUAGGUCCGAUUGAGACUGUAGGCGGUAUCGAGCUCCCCAGCCGGAUAGGCUCUCGCGCGUCGCGUGUCACCCAGGAUCCUCCACCACUCUUUGUCCCGACACUACCACGUAAGAGUUCGCGGCGCACGCCAUCUACGGACAAGGCUAUCCUGGAAAGCAGCUCUCGCUUAUCGACGGUGAUGGCCUCCCCACCAAGUACCCCUGGACGCGUGUCCGCACAUCUGCCUCAGGACCAAAGCCAGCACCUGCAACCAAACCGAGGCGGGCUUCCGAUUCGUCUUCCAUUCGGGUCAACUGAGCCAUCGCCUUCUCCAGAACGUACUCCGGGGCAUUCGGCUGCCUCAAGCAUCUACCCGAAUGACACGUCAAGCUCGUUCAAUGCACUGGAUGCCGCCGAUGACCUAGCGCCACCUCCAAAUAUGCAGACGGGCGAGCGACCGCUGAGCACUGGUUACGUGCACCAGCACAUGGCACGCGACAGCAUACAAAAUGACCGCGAUGCGGGAUCGCAUCUCGAGGCUUCGGCAGAGUUUGUCGACAGGAGCCGGAGCUUCAGCACACAAGGGUCUCACACAUCCCGCUGAUUCCCCUCACGCUGUUCUACAGUCGUGCUAACUGUUCCUCGCGCAGUUUUCUAGGCAAGACAGUUUGGCAGCGGCGUCGACGUUGAUUAUCUUCACAUAGCCUUCCUUUAUUGUAAUUUGGAGACCUGAAUUUUGAGCAUGCAGGCUUCGUAGCUCACGAAUUUCCUUCCUGUACACACUCAUCUUUUCAAAAGCGAUCCUUUGGCGUUGUAAGCGCACUUUCUACGUGGGAGGCUGGAUUGGGUGCUUUAGCGUGGGCAUAACAUGGCUUUGCACUAGGCGUAGGUUGGCAUGCAUCGGGCAUAAAUGCGCAGGGACUCGGGGAUGGGGUUUGAGGCGACUUCUUGGUUGUAUACCUACGGCUUUUGUGUAGGAUGAGGAGAGGGAGCGUAGUAUACCUGGCUGAAUAAUAAUUACCCUUCCAAUCUACACGAAAUGAUCUUCAUCGUUGUUCUCGGAUUGAU
This is a messenger RNA of Trematosphaeria pertusa, 4383 nucleotides long. RefSeq lists its product as uncharacterized. Gene Ontology annotation, biological process: transmembrane transport. The transcript has a single exon. The record is from RefSeq and is a predicted model, not a curated record. Bases 308 to 3919 code for a protein of 1203 amino acids. Lineage: Eukaryota; Fungi; Ascomycota; Dothideomycetes; Pleosporales; Trematosphaeriaceae.